CUUAAUAUUACGCCAAUAAAAAUAAAGAAACUUGGGGGGAAAAAAUUAGGUGCGGUGGAGGUUGGCUGCUUUCUCAAUCACAUUCUAGGAUUCUCCCAUCUACAAAUCAUUUCAGUGGCGCAAGCAGACGGCUAUUAAAAUUCCUUGCCACUUUUUUUUUUUUUAAAUAUUUUUUUCACAAAACAUUAGUUGGUUGAAUCUCUGAUCCUCCUAUUUAUAAGCAAACGCCGUUGCCAAUGUUUACUCAAAUAUACGCUCAGCACUCGCUUUCCUUUCACCUCUUAUUCCUCGAUUUUUCUUAUUUUUAAGGGGAAUUGAAAUGGAUUCCUCAGCUCUUCACGAGGAGAUCGACUCGUUCUUCGAUUCAGCUCCUCCACUCAAAGAUUGCGCUAAAAUCACUGACAAAUUGAAUCAAUUCAUCGAAUUAAAUUCUCCAUCAUCAGGAGAAGGAAAAAGGAGGAGCGUUGUGUGCGUGACAUCUGGUGGAACUACGGUUCCUCUAGAGCAGCGGUGUGUUCGAUACAUUGACAAUUUUAGUUCAGGGAACAGAGGAGCGGCUUCCACAGAGUAUUUUAUAAAGGCUGGAUACGCGGUUAUAUUUUUGUAUAGAAGGGGAACCUGCCAGCCAUAUUGCGGGUCCCUUCCUGAAGAUCCUUUGCUGGAAUGUUUUGAGUUCGUUGAUGAUUUUGAUAUUCAAGUGCGGCAACCACAUUCUGAAGCAGUGAAGGGGGCCAUUAGGGAUCAUCAUGCUGCUGUAGCAGGUGGUCUCCUUUUGAAACUACCCUUUACAACCAUAUUUGAGUAUCUUCAGAUGUUAAGGAUCAUUGCAUUAUCAAUGAGAAGCCUUGGGCCUUGUGCAAUGUUUUAUCUGGCUGCUGCGGUUUCCGACUUUUAUGUUCCAUGGAAGGGCAUGGCAGAACACAAGAUUCAGUCAGCAUCUGGUCCUUUGGACAUGCGACUUAUGCAAGUGCCAAAGAUGCUCUCAGUGCUGAGGACGGAAUGGACUCCCAAGGCUUUCUGCAUAUCUUUCAAGCUUGAGACAGAUUCAAAGAUUCUCCUAGAGAAGGCCAGUAUGGCUCUUAAAAAGUACAAAAUGCAUGCAGUUGUGGCCAAUGAGCUGUUGACCCGGAAAGAGGAGGUCACAGUUGUCACAAAUAAUGGGAAUAUUUCAGUUCACCGCAAUAAGACUCGGACUGAUUCUGAUGUGGAGGAUCCCCUGGUUGAACUCCUUGUGGACAGACAUUCAGCCUACAUUAAAGAUUCUAGCACAUGAUCGGAUUGACUCGGUUAUCCAUAUCAUAUUUCCUCCGUCUCUCCACAUCUAUGAGCAAUUCAUAAGCAGCUUGAAUCUUAAUGAAACCUUUCCUCAGCAGUUUCACCUUCUUCAAGAGCCCUCUUAUACCGCAAAGUACCAUUUGCAGCUACUACACAAAGGAGCUACUGGAUAAAGGACACAUAGCAUUAGCAUAGAAUUUGAACAAGCGUCUGUACGCAGUCUUAAUCGUUUCUUCAUCAGCAUCCCCUUCUAACUCUGUUGUUUAGAAAUCAAAAUUCCAAAAUAUUUUAUCAAUUAGCAAAUAACCAAAAUAAAAAAGGAAUGGAGCUUUUCUCAUUAAGCUAAUACGCAUAAGGGUAAA
This is a messenger RNA of Durio zibethinus, 1637 nucleotides long. RefSeq names its product phosphopantothenate--cysteine ligase 2-like. The record is from RefSeq and is a predicted model, not a curated record. NCBI's taxonomy places the organism in Eukaryota, Viridiplantae, Streptophyta, Magnoliopsida, Malvales, Malvaceae.